CCAGAUUCAAAACCUUGCUGUUUUACCAAAAUCAUAUUCUCGUUACAGAUCGAAAUUCUUCGAUCCCACCUUCACGUCACGAAAUUACGGUAGAACCAAACCCCACAAUGAUUGGCGGAAAAUCCUUCCUCCAUGGAGAACACGAAAUCCCUUUAUCGCGCUGAUUCAACCCACGAAAGCCUCUUCGGAGGGACAGUCACACCCACAACUCCUUUCAUUUUUUCUUUGUUAAGAUAACAAUGUCACUCUCAGGGACAACCUUAAGGUUUUGUCUUUCUGGUUCUAUUUCCAAGUUUGCUCCUUUUCUUCCCAACCCUUCUUUCCCCUUUUCCUUUCACUUUCAUUCUCACUCUCCUUUACUUGACCAUGACAAUGUUCACGGAGCUGCUGUAUCCCAAUUUGAUAGCAUGCUUCAUAUGCGCCCUGUUCCUCCCAUCUUUCAAUUUGGGCAGAUUUUGGGAUCUCUUACAAAGAUGAAGCAUUAUUCUACAACUAUUUCCCUUAUCAAGCAGAUGGAGCUCAAGGGAAUUCAGAGUAACUUUGUCAUUCUCAACAUCCUCAUCAAUUGUUUCUGCCACUCAGACCAAAUGCCCUUCGCUUUCUCUAUUUUUGGGAAGAUUCUCAAGCUGGGUUAUCAUCCAGGUAUCAUUACCUUAAGUACUCUCAUCAAGGGUCUCUGUCUCAAGGGUGAGGUCAGGAAAGCACUCAACUUUCAUGACAAGGUGGUAGCACAGGGGUUUCGACUUAACGAGGUUACUUACGGAAUGUUGAUCGAUGGCUUGUGCAAGAUAGGAGAGACAGAAGCUGCCAUCAAGUUGCUCAGAACAGUAGAAGGUGGGUUAUCCAAGUCUAAUGUGAUAAUGUACGCCACUAUUAUUGACUCCCUAUUCAAAGAUAAUCUUGCAAAAGAGGCUUAUGAUUUCCUAAAUAAAAUGAUAUCAAAUAAUAUCAGGCCUGAUGUUUAUAUCUAUAGUAUAAUGAUUGAUGCUUUAUGCAAGGAAGGAAAGAUAACAGAAGCCAAGAAUGUGCUAGCUGUGAUGGUGAAAGCUGGUGUGAAACCUAGUAGAGUUACCCUUAACAUUUUAAUGGAUGGAUAUUGCUUAGUCAAGGAGGUGAAAAGUGCUAAACACAUAUUUAAUGAUAUGAUCCGAAUUGGAGUAACUCCUGAUGUUCACAGUUACAAUAUCAUAAUUAAUGGACUAUGUAAGAAUAAAAGAGUGGAUGAGGCCAUGAAUCUCUUUCGGGAUAUGGAUACCAGGAACAUGGUUCCUGAUACAGUGACUUACAGUACUCUGAUCGAUGGUUUAUGCAAAUCUGGGAGAAUAGCUUAUGUUUGGGACCUUAUUGAUGAGAUGCAUGAUAGAAACCAACAACAGGAUGUAAUCACUUACAAUUGUUUGUUAGAUGUUUUAUGCAAAAACUAUCAUUUAGACAAGGCAUAUGAAUUAUUGAAGAAUAUGAUGGAAAAGGGAAUUCAGCCGGAUAUGUACACCUGGAACAUACUUAUUGAUGGAAUGUGCAGAGGAGGAAGAGUUGAGAAGGCACAAGAGAUCUUUCACGAUCUUUUAAUUAAAGGCUACCCUUUAAAUGUAUAUAGUUAUAGUAUUAUGAUCAAUGGUUUUUGUAGAAAGGGUUUGCUUGAUGAGGCAUUGAGCUUAUGGUCCAAAAUGGAAGACAACGGUUGCUUGCCUAGUGCAGUAACUUUCGAAAUAAUGAUUAUGGCUCUCUUUGAAAAGGAUGAGACUGAUAAGGCAGAGUCAUUUCUUCGUGAAAUGAUCUCUAGAGGCUUGUUGUGAAACCAUAGAAGGUGAAACUUCAUUUCUAUAUAAAGUUAUGUUUAUUAGCUAUAUAGGAUACUUGAAUGAUUUGUAAAUUUUAUAUCUGUUUGAUUAGAGGAGAGUGAGUUCUCUGAA
Vigna unguiculata (cowpea) is the source of this 1913-nucleotide messenger RNA. RefSeq lists its product as uncharacterized. Gene Ontology annotation, molecular function: protein binding. NCBI's taxonomy places the organism in Eukaryota, Viridiplantae, Streptophyta, Magnoliopsida, Fabales, Fabaceae. The record is from RefSeq and is a predicted model, not a curated record.